CUGACCUUCCAUCUCUCUGACCUUCACUGGCCUGAUCCUGCUGGUCCAGCUUCACCAUGUCCUCUGUGAUCGCUCUGCCUCCGGGGUGCCCMGUCAGACCUCCCAAAAAGAGGGCCAGGUCCCAGAAGAGGACCGUGUCAGCCCUGAUCCUGAAGGCUGUGUCCGGGUCCGCACAGCGCGGCGGAGUGUCCCUGGCAGCCCUGAAGAAGGUUCUGAAAGCCGGAGGGUACGAUGUGGUGAAAAACAAAGCCAGGAUCAUCGUUGCCAUCAGGCGUUUGGUGAACAAGAAGUCUUUGGUCCAGACCAAAGGUAGCGGGGCGUCUGGCUCCUUCAAGCUGAACAAAAAGCCUCCGAAAUCCCGUAAGAGGAGGGUGGUGAGAAAGAAGAAGCCAAAGAAGGCCAAAAAGGCCAAGAGGGUCAAGAAAGCAGCUGGAAAAGCCAAGAAGGCACCGAAGAGGAGGAGGAAGGCAAAGAGCGCCAAGAAAGCCAAGAAACCUGCAGCCAAAAAGACCAAGAAGGCAAAGAGACCCAGGAAGACCAAGGCCAAGUCCACCAGAACCAAGGCUGCUGCCAAAAAGUGAAGGCUGCUCCUGGAACCCAGAGACCUUUCUUCAACCUGUCUGUGUGGACUAAGAUGCUUUUGAUUCAAUGAAUUUGCUUCAUCUACUUUUUAUUCUACAUUUUAUGAAAUACUAAACUUGCUCUUUUACCUCCUUCUGUGUUACCUUAUCUCCUGUUUCCUUUCUCUUUUAUCUUUUAUGGUAAAAGUUUUAUCUCAUGCUCUGAUUUGUAAUAGACUAAAAUGCACUGUUGGAAAUAAAAACAUAUAUUUACAUACUAUAAAAA
Messenger RNA from Austrofundulus limnaeus, 846 nucleotides. Its product is annotated as histone H1. Lineage: Eukaryota; Metazoa; Chordata; Actinopteri; Cyprinodontiformes; Rivulidae. The transcript has a single exon. Gene Ontology annotation, cellular component: nucleosome. The coding region runs from base 57 to 581 and encodes 174 amino acids. The record is from RefSeq and is a predicted model, not a curated record. Gene Ontology annotation, molecular function: structural constituent of chromatin; DNA binding. Gene Ontology annotation, biological process: nucleosome assembly.